GGUAAUGUCAAUGUCAAAUUUUACGUCAGAAAUAAAUUUAUUGAUUCGCCGGGUGAAUAAAGAGAAAACUAAUUAUUUUGAACUGAAAAUAACAAAAUAAAAAUGGAUUUUACUCCUGAGCUAUCCGCAUUUGAAGGCUUAAUUAUAUCUUUGAACCACACUAACAGUUUUUCAAGAAUAACAUCGAAAGGCGGCAAUGAAGAAAAAGUUAGAAGCAUAAUAGAAAGUAUGACCAGGUUUUUAAAAAAUGAAAAAUAUAUAAAUGAAAGUGGAGUAAUAGAUACAAUGGUGUCAAAAACACGAAAGUUUGCAAUGUAUAUUGUUCUUAAUUCUGAUUUAAAAGCAGUUAAAGAGAUGAUAGAGAUGGAAGGAGUUUUUCUAGUCGUACAGUCAAUACCAAACAUUCCACAAUACCUGAUGAGUGAAAUGUUGUGGAACCUUUGUAUGGAGAACUUUGUGUAUGAAAUUAUUACCUAUGGUUAUCCUCCACUGGCCGUGGAAGUGGCAGGAGCAUUUGCACAAAACUAUAAGUAUUACAAUCCCACCAAGGGUCUGCAAAAACUGCACAAUUUGUCAGCAGCAAUAUACUCCUUAAUUUGUAGGCUGCACUGCUUUGAUUUUGACAAAGAAACAUUUAAAAAUUUAUUGACUACUAGUUAUGAAACUUUACAUAAAUGCUUAAAAUAUUUCUCAGAGCCCCCUAAUAGUCAUUUGAUAGACUUACUAAUUAAUGAUGAAUUGUACAAGUUUCAUGGAAACUGUUUCAAAACAAUCUUAUUGUUGAUUUAUGAAUGUUUUAGUUGCUUCACUCAAGAAGUGAACUCAAGUUGGUUCAAUGACAUCUACAGGUCCACAUAUAAGGAGGGUUGUUUUAAGUGUAAUCCACCCACAAACAAAGUAUGUGACUGUCCAAACAAAGAUGUAACAGAGUGCUUGAACAAUUGCAAUGUUAUGCUAUUAGAUAUUUUUCAAGAGGUAGUAAUGGGUGUCAGUAUAGACAUAUUCUGUGCUUGGAGUGAGUUUGAAGAUGAUGGUAAAAGCAUGCAACAGAUUAUAGGAGAGCUUUGCCAUAAAGUGAGGACAAAACUGUUACAGGUGAAUAGUGUGGCUGAACACCCUGUGAUAGACAUGGUUCAACAAAUGGCCCGUAAGCCAGCUGUCAUCAGCGAUAUUAUUAAUGUCACUGAUGCCAACAUAAUAAUUCAAAAUAUCAAUAGCAAUUGUGCGGAUAGAUCCUCUUGGAUACAUGCUCUAGUGCACAAAGAACUGCUGUGCCAGCACAUAGAUCUAAUCCAUAUUAUUGAAAGUAACUUGAAUGAGUUUGAUGAUGAUGAGUGUUUACAAUUAUACCAUAUGUUCACCAAUUAUGCUAAAAGCAACACAACCAACAGAGAAAUAGUGACAUCAGUAUCUAUCAAAAUAUUCCGGCACUGCAGUGUAUCAGACAAACAUAAACUGCUUAAAGAACAUUUCAAUGACAACCAGUUCUAUGACAUGAGUGAUGAUGAAGAAUUUCACACCUUGCUUACUGAAAUGUUCAAUAAAUUUGUAGCCGACACUGAUGCAGACUUCAAAGAAGUAUUAAAUGUUUUUUUACUGAACCCCAAACAAGUUUUUAAUAAAAUAUUUGUAUUGGCCGAAGAAAAUGCUCAACUGACAAACACUAUGCUGAAAGUAAUGGAUCUACUCAGGGAUUAUUCUAAUUAUUACUAUGUAACUGAAACAGAACCUUGUAUUAUAAGUAUAAUAAAAAAAAUUCUUGACGAAUCUUUAGAUUCUGACAAUAAACAAGACAAUAUAGUCAAGUUUUUAAGUGGACUAAAGAAAAAUGAUUUAAUCCCAGGCACAAAGUUACUGCUUCUAAUUAUAAUGCCACACAUGCACAAAGCUCUUUUGAACAAAGAUAUUGGAAAGAUACAUGUUCAGAUUCAGCUGUUGAAUGAAGCCUACACUAUCCAAGAAUUAUUAGAGUACCGAGCUCCAAUGCUUGCUAUGUUGAGUCAAGUGUUGGAAGUAGUCCGCUGGGGGAACAUUAAAGCAUUUGUGCCUAAAGCCUCAUCAACUCUUCAGGUCACUUUGAACUUUCAGAAAUCUUUGAUAGAAACAUAUGAUUCUGUUAUUCCAAAUGACGAAGGUGACUGGUUACGGAUCAGACUGAAAAGAAAAAAUAUGCAGCCACAAAAUAACUUUUACUUUAGAAAACUAUUAGGUGGACAAGGUUCCAAUUUCUUCCAAGCAGUCAGUGGCAUGCAGGUAGAUAAGGAUACGAAUCGCAGCGAAAUAUCAAUUUGGGUUACCCAGAUAUUAAGUUCGGGCACACAGGAUGAAUGGUGUAUGGUAUGGGACAAUUUGACGCGGCACAUUGAAGACAUUGAUGUUCUCUGCAUCUUCCACGAAGCCUUACGCAUGAUUGCCAAGGCAGUUGAGGGGACCCGCACACCUGCUACGAGAUCCUGCUUGUUUUACUGCAUCCAGAACCUAGCCUACGUUAUACGGUACAAAUUCUUUCAAGUUCCGCUUACCGACCGACAUGUCAUAAGUGCAGCGUUCAGCUUAUCGAAGUUAUUGAAAGAUACUAAUAUAGAAGAUAUUGAUGAAAUUGGGUCCCGACUAAUGCCAUUGUUUGCUUAUCUAGUAGAAAAGAAGAAUAACUAUACGACAAAUUUGCCAAGUUAUUUUAAAAAUACUAAUUAUGCAACAUUAGUGAACCGUGCAUUCAACGGUGACAGCGGACAAGAUGAUACUGACACAUAAAUUAAAAAAUACAGACAAUCAUUCCUUUAUAAGUGCAUCACAUUUAUUGAUGUGUGUAUAAAAAUCCUGUCUCUGGAAAUGUACGGAUUAUAAAAAAUAUUUUUUGUCACCAGUUAAAAUAAACACAAUCUUACCAAACUGUCUUUUCAUUUAUUGUCGCGUAUAAUAAGAAUAAGUAAGAACAAUCAGGUUAAUACAAUAGAACAUCUGUUUAUUUAUCAAAUUGUGUUCUGGAUACAAAGUAACUUCUUCACCGAAAAAUUAGUAGGUAAACGAGCUUUUCGAAUUAUAUACAUUAAUAGUAAGGAAAAUAAAAAUGUAUGUAUACAAGAGCAAAUUCUAUGGCAAUCACAAUGUAAGCGUCUAAUAAUCCUUAUUUAUAAUCCCAAAUGAUUUAUUUAUUUAGGUAUUAUGAUGAUAAACGGUGUACUAAAAUAAACCUAAUUUAUGUAAAUAGUCAUGUGAACAACACUACGAAAAGUGAACUUUAGUGUGCUAUGGGUCAUUUCAAUCCUUUGAGCUGAUUCUUCAACUCUUUCAUUAGGAAAUC
Molecule: messenger RNA, 3304 nt
Organism: Spodoptera exigua (beet armyworm)
Lineage: Eukaryota; Metazoa; Arthropoda; Insecta; Lepidoptera; Noctuidae
Source: the annotation of a GenBank genome assembly